AUGAGGCGCGCCCUCUUGCUGUUGGCCCUCCUGGGCGGAUUGAGUUUGGCUUCGGCGUACUACCUGCCUGGUACUUACCCACAGGAGUUUCUGGUGGGCGAUGUUAUUCAGGCUGAGGCCAACUCCCUGGUGUCCUCCGAGACAGAGAUGCCCUUUGACUACUACUCGAUGCCCUUUUGCGAGCCGCCCGAGGGCGUGCAGCGCGCCACCAGCACCAUCAACCCGGGCACCAUCCUGCUGGGCAUCAAGAUCCAGAACUCGCCCUACAACUUUACAAUCAUGACCAAGCAGCAGGGCCUGACGGUGUGCAACGGCGAGGAGUACCCCAACCACGCCUUCCCGCCGCUGGACCAGAAGCAGACCAAGAUGCUCAAGGACAAGAUCCGGCAGCAGUACCGCGUGCGCCUCAUCCUGGACAACCUGCCCAUCACCACAUAUGACCUGGAGCUGGACCCAGAGUCGGUGCGGCCCGGGUACGAGGUUGGGUACCAGGUUGACGACAAGUACUACGUCAACAACCACCUCAUGUUCAAGGUGCUGGUGCACGAGACGCACGGGCAGUACACGAUGAGCAAGCAGGACGAGGCGGAGGUGGAGGCGGCCGCCGCCGUCGAGGCUGGCGGCCGGCGCCUGCUGGACCGCAAGGACAAGCGGGCUAAGGCGGCCAAGGCUGCCAAGGCCACCAAGCGCGGCAAGCCGGAGCCGCGCGUGGUGCCCGUGGGCCAGAAGAUGUACAUGAUUGUGGGCUUCGAGGUGGUGGCCUGCUCCAUCAAGCGCGAGCCGGGGGAGCCCAUCAACAAGAACCUGAUGUGCCCCCAGUCGCCGGACGACGCCAACGCGCCCGAGCCGCAGGAGGUCAAGAAGGGCGCCGAGAUUGUGUACACGUACGACGUGUACUGGGACACCAGCGACAUCACCUGGUCCUCGCGCUGGGACGCAUACCUGCGCAUGCCGGGCGGCAAGGUCCACUGGUUCUCCAUCCUCAACUCCCUCAUGGUGGUGGUGGUCAUGUCGUGCAUCGUGGCCAUGAUCAUGAUGCGCACCAUCCGCAGGGACCUGCAGCGCUACGAGCAGCUGCUGGUGGACGGAGGCCAGGGCCAGGAUGUGGAGGAGUCUGGGUGGAAGAUGGUGAGCGGCGACGUGUUCCGCGCCCCCGCCAACCCCCUCUCCCUCUGCGUCCAGAUCGGCUCCGGCGUGCAGAUCCUGUGCUCCGGCUUCAUCACCCUCCUCUUUGCCGCCCUGGGCUUCCUGUCCCCCGCCUCCCGCGGCUCCCUCCUCACCGCCGCGCUCGUCAUGUACCUGCUCCUGUCUGUGGCCGCCGGCUACGCCGCCGUCUGGCUGUGGGGCCUGGUCAACCGAUCCUACGAGGGCUGGCUGCUCAUCUCCAUCCCGCUCUCCUACUCUGGCGGCAUCAUCGCCGCCAAGCAGGAGAUCCGGCAGUACCCCACGCGCACCAACCAGAUCCCGCGCCACAUCCCGCCCCCGCACUGGGCCUCCCACCCGCUCGUCCUCUUCUUCGCCGCCGGCCUGCUGCCCUUUGGCACCAUCUUCGUGGAGCUGUACUUCGCCAUGACCUCCAUGUGGCAGGGUUACUUUUACUACAUCUUCGGUUUUGCCUUCCUGGUGGCCGUCCUGACCAUCAUCAUCACCAUCGAGGUCUCCAUCGUCUGCACCUACGUCCAGCUGUGCGCCGAGGACUACCUGUGGUGGUGGCGCUCCUACUAUCGCGGCGGCUCCAUCUCCGUCUACGUCCUCAUCUACUCCAUCGGCUUCCUGGUCAACACCCUGCACAAGCUCACCGGCGUCCUGCCCGUGGUCCUGUACCUGGCCUACAUGAGCCUGCUGGUGUGGUGCCUGUUCCUGGCCAUGGGCACCAUUGGCUUCCUCUCCUCCUUCCUCUUCACCUACGCCAUCUUCAACGCCGCCAAGAGCGGACACUGUUGA
Molecule: messenger RNA, 1944 nt
Organism: Chlorella variabilis
Lineage: Eukaryota; Viridiplantae; Chlorophyta; Trebouxiophyceae; Chlorellales; Chlorellaceae
Exons: 15
Coding region: 1-1944 (647 amino acids)
Biological process (GO): protein localization to membrane
Cellular component (GO): membrane
Source: RefSeq, a predicted model, not a curated record